This is a messenger RNA of Pangasianodon hypophthalmus (striped catfish), 6335 nucleotides long. RefSeq names its product eph receptor A8 (gene epha8). Gene Ontology annotation, biological process: axon guidance; cell surface receptor protein tyrosine kinase signaling pathway; protein phosphorylation. The record is from RefSeq and is a predicted model, not a curated record. NCBI's taxonomy places the organism in Eukaryota, Metazoa, Chordata, Actinopteri, Siluriformes, Pangasiidae. The transcript is spliced from 17 exons. Gene Ontology annotation, cellular component: plasma membrane; neuron projection. Bases 85 to 3171 code for a protein of 1028 amino acids. Gene Ontology annotation, molecular function: protein binding; ATP binding; transmembrane-ephrin receptor activity.
GAGAGAGAGAGAGAGAGAGAGAGAGAGAGAGAGAGGGAGAGAGAGAGAGCGAGCGCUUCUCCUCGCGCUCCUCACAUUUGCACGAUGGCAUCAGAUCCGGGGCUGCUGCCUCUCCUUCUGUGGAUUAUAUCCUUGCAGGUGCUGGGAUCCAAAAGCACGGCCAACAAUGAAGUAAAUCUCCUCGACACUUCCACAAUAUCAGGAGACUGGGGCUGGAUGACGUAUCCAUCACACGGGUGGGAUGCAAUUAACGAAAUGGACGAAUACUUCAGUCCCAUUCAUACGUACCAAGUGUGCAAUGUCAUGAGCCCCAACCAGAACAACUGGCUCCGUACCAAAUGGAUCCAACGCAGCGGCGCUCACCGAGUCUACGUGGAGAUCAAGUUCACGCUCCGUGACUGCAACAGCAUGCCGGGCGUUCUAGGCACAUGCAAGGAGACCUUCAACCUCCACUACAGUGAGACGGAGCGUGACGUGGGAACCAGCCUCCGAGAGAACCAGUUCUCCAAGAUCGACACCAUCGCAGCCGACGAGAGCUUCACCAACGUGGACCUGGGAGUGAGGAGGCUUAAGCUGAACACGGAAGAGCGCGGUGUGGGGCCUCUUAGCAAGCGCGGCUUCUACUUGGCCUUUCAGGACAUCGGUGCCUGCAUCGCCAUCGUCUCGGUGCGAGUUUACUACAAGAAAUGCACAGGCCUGGCGAGGAACCUGGCUGUGUUCACGGACGUGGUGACAGGAGCGGAUUCCUCGUCCCUGGUGGAGGUCAGAGGUCAGUGCGUGGAUCAUGCUGAGGAGAAGGACACUCCCAAGAUGUACUGCAGCGCUGAGGGGGAGUGGCUCGUUCCUAUUGGACGGUGUGUGUGCAGUGCUGGGUUUGAGGAACACAGAGAGGCUUGCAUUGCCUGUGAAGUGGGAUACUAUAAACCUUUGGCUGGAAGCCAGCUUUGUAGAAAAUGUCCUCUUCACAGCCACUCAGAGACCAGAGCGGCUCUCACUUGCCCUUGUGACGCCAACUACUUCCGUGCACCUGCUGACCCUCCUGGAGCUCCUUGCACAAAACCUCCCUCGGCCCCUGUAAAUGUGAUUUCAUCUGUAAACGGGACCACCGUUAACCUGGAAUGGGGUUCCCCUCUGGACACAGGCGGCCGUGAGGAUAUCAUCUAUGAUGUGCAGUGCCAGAAAUGUGUAAAGGAUGGAUGUGAGGUCUGCAAUGUCGGAGGAACCUCUGGCAAUGGAAUAUUAGGAGCUGCUGUUGGAGCCCAAGGAAGUGCCGGUGGAGGAACGACUGGGAGUGGAGGAGGUUUAGGUGGAAAUGGAUUGGUGUCACGAACAGGAGUCACCUCAAUCAGGUUCAUCCCCCAGCAGAAGGGACUGACGGAGCCAUGGGUGAACGUGCUCAACCUCAUGGCCCACACUAACUACAGCUUCCGCAUCCUGGUGAUGAACGGGGUGACGCACUUGAGCAAGGACCCGCUGCCUUACGUCAUAGUCAACAUUACGACAAAUCAGGCAGCUCCCUCUCAGGUGAUGGCUAUCCGUCAAGAGAAUGCUAGCACAAAUAGCAUCACCCUCAUGUGGCAUGAACCUGAGCAGCCCAAUGGAGUAAUCCUGGAGUAUGAUAUAAAAUAUUAUGAAAAGGACAAGGAGCAGCAGAGCUAUUCCACCCUGAAGUCAAAGACAACAAGCGCUAAAGUGUCUGGGCUCAAACCUGGCACAAGCUACAUCUUUCAGAUCAGGGCCAGGACCUCGGCUGGCUGCGGACGCUUCAGCCCCUCCGUGGAGAUCCAGACUGGAAAAGCGGCCCCCUUGCGUUACAACACUGUGACGAUUAUCUGGAUCUCCAUGGCGCUGGUGUCAGGGCUCAUCACGUUUUUGGCUCUUAUCAUCUGCAGAAAACGGCAAGAGGAACAUUGUGGCUACAGCAAGGCUUUCCAGGAUUCAGAUGAGGAGAAGAUGCAUUACCAGAAUGGCAAUGUAUCAUUUCCAGAAGCCAGAUUUUAUAUUGAUCCCCACACAUACGAGGACCCAUGCCAGGCUGUCCACGAGUUUGCCAGAGAAAUUGAAGCUUCCCGGAUCAAAAUUGAGAAAAUUAUUGGUUCAGGAGAGUUUGGGGAAGUGUGUUACGGCCGUAUGAGGCUGCCCGGGAAGCGGGACGUCCCUGUGGCCCUGAAGACUCUGAAGGUCGGCUACACUGAGAAACAGAGGCGAGAUUUUCUGAGCGAAGCCAGCAUCAUGGCCCAGUUUGACCAUCCCAAUGUCAUCCGUCUGGAGGGAGUGGUGACACGAAGUAAACCUGUAAUGAUCAUUACUGAAUACAUGGAGAACGGCUCUCUCGAUUCAUUCUUAAGGAGACAUGACGGUCAGUUCACCAUCAUUCAGCUGGUCGGGAUCCUCCGAGGCAUCGCUGCCGGCAUGACGUAUCUGUCGGAUCUCGGCUACGUCCACCGGGACCUGGCUGCGAGGAACAUCCUGGUCAACAGCAAUCUGGUCUGCAAGGUUUCAGACUUUGGCCUGUCACGGGUGCUGGAGGACGACCCAGAUGCAGCAUACACAACCACUGGUGGAAAGAUCCCGAUCCGCUGGACGGCCCCCGAAGCCAUCGCGUACCGCAAGUUCUCCUCGUCCAGCGACGUGUGGAGUUACGGAGUGGUGAUGUGGGAGGUGAUGUCCUAUGGAGAGCGGCCAUACUGGAACCUCACCAACAGAGAUGUAAUAAAGUCAGUAGAAGAAGGCUACAGGCUUCCAGCGCCGAUGGGCUGCCCCGCUGCUCUCCACACACUCAUGCUGGACUGCUGGCAGAAGGAGCGCAGCGAACGGCCCAGGUUCUGCCAGAUCGUCACGGUCCUGGACAAGCUUAUCCGCAACCCAGAGAACCUCAAGUCAAUGGCCACAUUGUGCAGACUGAACAGCCCAUUGAUGAACAGAAGCAUUCCUGAUUUCACAACCUGCAGAUCAGUGAACGACUGGCUGGACACCAUCAAGAUGGGCCGCUACAAAAACCACUUUGCGGCAGGAGGUUAUCACACACUCGGUCACGUGAUGAGCAUGAAUCAACAUGACAUUCAGAAGCUGGGGGUCACGCUGAUGGGUCAUCAGAAGAAGAUCAUGACCAGCGUCCAGGUGAUGCGAGCGCAGGUGUUAAACCAGAGCGUGCCGUCGGUGCACGUAUAAUCACCUGCUGUGUCAAUAUAAAUACAUAAUCAUCUGAUCUGUGUUUUCGGGUCGUGUGUUACGAACUCUUAAAGACUCUCCUCUAGAAAGAGAACUUCAAGAGGACUCUGAACUCCAAGGGUUUCCUCCUCGGCACUGGAUUUUUUUUUUACAGGAAAAUCCCUGCAUUCUUUCUCCAAUCUCUUGGACCUUUUUUGUUUGUUUCUUCUUUCGCUAAAUGGAUGGCCUGCCUCAAGGACCACAGAUAAUUUAAAUAUUGGUGUAUAUAAAGGAAGAUUUUAUGAAUGUCUCUGAUGUAUAGGUGAGAACGGGAGCACUUCACAACCUAAUCAGCGUUAAUGAUACAGUGAGUGUUUCUAAAUGUUGACAAUUUAAAAAAAAAAAAAACAGGCUGAGAAGAAGCGAGGUAUAUAGAAUAAGUCCUAAGCAUAUAAGCUAUAAUCUAAGAGCCGUUAUCUGGUUUCUCAGCAAAGCUGCAUAUCGCACAUGGAAAAAUGAUGAAUUGAAAAUGAUGAAUGAAUUAGUCACAAAAUUAGUACCAAUUUGCAUAACAAAGGAAAUGAAAGUGAUAUGUAAUCAAAUGUCAAAAUAAUUAUUGAUGCCAGUAGAAAGCUAGGGGGAAAAAUUUUCUUUUUUUUUUUCCCCGCUUUUUUAAUACUUUAUAAACCAUAUAAAAUAUGUUCUGCAUCCCUUUAACAUUGAUAUCUUUGGCUUUUCAUGGACUAAUUAAUUAUGUGCAUACUGUAUCAGCCACUUAAAGGUCAUUUGUGACGUUUUUUUCAGCCUGUCAGUGAGCGCGCUGAACGAGCUUUAGUUUCUGUCUGCUGAUUCAAAAGAAUAGGAGACUGCUCGACUAGAACGUUCCUCAAAUAAAUGUGAAGCUCAUCGAUUUGUGCCGCUACAUUUCACCUAUUAAACUAUGAUUCAGACCACAGCGUUAAACAAGAGUCCAUAUUUUACUAAUAAUCUACUUUCAAGUGAAGUGAUGUGGUAAAUAAUAUGGUAAUAAAAUAAUAUAUCUUAAUAAAUACUACAAAAUUUGCACGACAGUUGCAAGAAAAGACGCCAAGGUUACAGUUAGGCUUAGGGGCAGGGAUACUCAUCACUUUUCUUACAACUUAAUUUGUAUGAAAUCAAAUAAAAUUUCCAUCACUUGUACAAAUUUUUUCAUGAGAAAUCUAUCCAUGAAGUUCAUAUUCACAAAGUUUUACCUCUGUGCUGAUGAUGUUGUGUAAGUUCAGUUGCAAGAUGUAAGCACUUUCAUAAAAACCCUAAUAAUGCCCAUAAAAACUCCAAUAAAGUACUAGAAUUAAUUAAUUGAUUAACAUUGAUAUUGAUAUUUUCAAUAAAUACCAAUCAGUAAAAUGUAAAAAGAAAAAAUUUAGUAAAAAUUGUUUAUAGUUUAAAAUGUAUUGCCUGUGAUAUACUUGUAAUAUAGUUUAUUUUUCUACAGUAUAGACAGGGAAUAUUUAAGUCCACACUUAUAAUGAAAUGUGUAAUUAAAUUUAAACUGAUGUUACUGUAAAAAAGUAUUUUAAUAACUUUUAAAAGUGGAAAUGAGAAGAAUAGUUAUACUGCGCACACGUCGACAGCCAUUUUUCUCCUCGCAGCCCUCAAAUUGGUGACUAACUUGUUUCAUGUACUUUCCAUAACAUUAAACGUAACUACAAAUGGAUAAAAAAGUAUGACUUCAUUCUUUAAUAAAUAAACACUGGCAAAUUGCUGCGGUAUAAUAGGAAUAAACCAUUUCAGGAUGUGCUGUUGUAGGAAAGGAAUCAACUUCGGGGUGGUGAUGAUACGUCUGCUUCAUCACACCACCACAUCGUUUAUUAGUUACCUAUAACAGCACAGCCCCAAGUAUAGUAUUAAGGAAUGUAUACAUAAGGAAUAACACACGACACACUGUGUAGAUAUGUGAAUAUAUUGCACUCCAGGGUGGAAUGGGGUGCAUUUUUUUCUUAUAACAUCAUGUCUGUAGUGUGUUAUUCCACUUACACCACAAUGAUUCUUCCAAUGAUCACAAUGUUUAAUUUAUUAAUAAAUGACACAUUGUGAAUUUUAAUGGUUUAUAUGUUAAAUGUUGGGAAACGUCCGAGAAACAAGUUCCUGUUCUCACUUACAUUAUAGCUGCAAUAAAACAGCUGUUCCCUCACCAGCGCCCCCCUCCCCCCCCCCCUCUCUCUGUCUCUCUCUCUCUCUCUCUCUCUCUCUCUCUCUCUCUCUCUCUGGUGAGGGACUGGUGAGGGAACGGCCAUUUCUCCUAAACUCCUCUGCCCUGAAGACUUUCCUGAGCUGGAAUCUUUGACUGUUACUAAGCACUUUGUAAGAAACUCCUUCCAUAAAUGUUAAAUAAAUGUCUCCUAACAAAAGUUUCACCACAUCAAUGAUUAUACAGUACAUUUUUCUUUGUUGAACGACAACAUGUUUUUUUUAAUGCAUUUUUUUAUUACUAGUCUUAGAUUAUGUGGAGCGUCCACUGCACAAGUCCCUGUGAAUGAGAUAAUGUGAGAUAACAAUAACAUAUCAGAACAAACUCAUUAAUAUAAUAUAAAAAUAAUAUAAUAAUAUAAACCUGCCUUUCAUGUUACAGCAGGAACAGCAUGCACACCUCCCGACCAAUCAGAAUCGAGCAUUCAGUAUCGAGUGCACUACAAGUGCACUGUGCUAUUACAAUAAUAUUUAAGGAUAAUAAUAUUAAAUAAUAUUUAAAUGAUAUUUAAGGAAUAAAACAGCAUGUGUCAUGCUGUUGUAGGAAAAUAAUCAAAGACAGAGUGGAGGGAAAGUUAAAAACCAGAAGGAUUGUUUUAUUCAUUAAAUAUUAUAGUACUUUAUUGGAGGUAUAAAAGGCAUUAUUUGAUUUUAUAAAAAUGAAAAAAUGAUUGGGGAAAUCACAAAGAAUUACAUAUUAACAGGUUUAUAAACACUUAUUAAUUAAAUUUGAAUCAUUUAGCGGCAUUGUGAACGGAUCGAAUGCAGGGUAUUUUCAUGUGCAUCAUCAGGGUUGUUGCAAUAAGGUGUUAAACUGGACAACAGAAAGGGAUUGAUGGGGUCUUGUGAAUCAUUCACCUGUACAUAAGGAUAAAAAAAUAAAUAUAAAAAUGUUCUUUCUGUACUUUUUCAAAGAGCAAUACUCUCCUGUAUGCACCAGUGAGUGCGAAUAAAGU